Messenger RNA from Eimeria necatrix, 1638 nucleotides. Its product is annotated as protein farnesyltranstransferase beta subunit, putative. The transcript is spliced from 7 exons. Gene Ontology annotation, biological process: protein farnesylation. Gene Ontology annotation, cellular component: protein farnesyltransferase complex. The coding region runs from base 1 to 1638 and encodes 545 amino acids. NCBI's taxonomy places the organism in Eukaryota, Apicomplexa, Conoidasida, Eucoccidiorida, Eimeriidae. Gene Ontology annotation, molecular function: protein farnesyltransferase activity. The record is from RefSeq and is a predicted model, not a curated record.
AUGGAGAGCGAGGAAAGCCACAGCAGCGGGACCGCUGCGCCUGCUGCAGAACAUAGCAUUGAGAAGGAGGCGUUUAUGUCUCUGGCGCAUGCAUGCCCUCACCAGCCUCUUCACUACUCCUACGCCUUAACUCCUUCUCGGUGCUUCGGUCUGUUUUGCUCCGCCACAGCAGCAGAUCAGCUGAAGGUGGAGCAGCGGUGCCUCAAGUGCUUCAGUGACUUAUUUCCUGCCCUAGCUCCACACCCUUCGUCUCUCUCCUCACAGAUCGCCUCUCCAGGCCACCCACAAAACCAGCAGCGGCUGCAGCAGAAAGGGGAACAAGGCAAUGCUGACGAUGAGGAGGGCAAUGCGGACAUGCCUAUAGAGGAUUUAGAGUUUCUUUGGAAGCGGGCAGCACGUCAGGUGUCUCUUCACCGCAGCCGGCAUGUCGCCUUUCUUACAAAGCAUUUAGACGUACCCUUUUCAGAAGAGAUGAUGGAGUUGGCAGCCUCCAGGCCUUGGCUCAUUUACUGGAUGGUUCAUGGCCUCGCCCUCCUUGAAGCCCUUCCGAGAGCUACCUAUGCCGAUCGCAUCCUACACACUCUAGAACGCUGCUGGGACAGCGCAUCAGGAGGCGGCUGGGGUGGGGGCCCAAAUCAACAGUUCCACUUGGCCUGCACGUAUGCGGCUGCAGCUGCACUUGUGGAGUGCGGCCUCGUGGGCAAAUGGCUGGAAGGAGAGAAGGGCCUUAAGAGGCGUGAAGACCUUUACAAGGCGAUUCUCAGUCUAAAAAGUGAAUGCGGAGGCUUCAAACUGCACAGAGAUGGGGAGGUCGACAUGCGAGGGGCUUACUGCGCCAUCGCCACGGCCUCCAUAUUCCAAGUUCUUACGAAAGACCUCACGAGAGGCCUUGCGGAAUACGUCAAAUCCUGCCAAGGCUACGACGGAGGCAUAGCUGGAGAGCCAGGGCUUGAGUCCCAUGGCGGUUAUUCGUAUUGCGGACUUGCUGCCCUCGCCAUCAUUGGAGAGCCAGAUGCGUUGGACUUAGACGCUUUGCUCCACUGGGCCGCCACAAAGCAGAGAGGAUUUGAAGGAGGCUUUCAAGGAAGAACGCAGAAGCUUGUCGACUCCUGCUACUCCUUUUGGCUUGGAGCCAUGUUUCCCUUGAUUUCGGAAUGCCUUCGUCAUCUCCAGCGGGAGUACCCAAUGACGCAUUGCUUUAUGUCUUCGGCGCAUCUCCAGCAGUACAUUUUGUGUUGCUGCCAGGCAGAAAAUGGAGGGCUCAGAGACAAACCCGGCAAGCCUCCUGACCUCUACCACAGUUGCUAUGCGCUGUCUGGUCUAUCGAUCAGUCAGUAUGCUGCGUCCCGAGCGGAAUUCAGUAGAGGGCCGUAUGUGUAUGGAUGUUGGAAGUCAAAUUUGCUGCAGCAAACAGAUCCCUUCUACAAUGUUUGCUGCACACACAUGCAAGAAUGUAGAGAGCAACUGAAGCAAUUGCCGCGUUUUACGGCGCCAGACACGCAACACGCUGGACAGGAAGGAGACCUCCCAAGACUCAGUGCAGAGUUGACCGACAAGCUAUCUAGGGCAGCCAUCAACCUGCGUGAAGACGAGGGUUCCGAGUGGGUGGACCCGGAGAGCGAAGCAGAGUCUUCCUAG